Messenger RNA from Trichoderma reesei QM6a, 1962 nucleotides. RefSeq lists its product as uncharacterized. NCBI's taxonomy places the organism in Eukaryota, Fungi, Ascomycota, Sordariomycetes, Hypocreales, Hypocreaceae. The annotation marks the transcript as partial. The record is from RefSeq and is a predicted model, not a curated record. Gene Ontology annotation, molecular function: protein binding; histone H3K36 methyltransferase activity. Gene Ontology annotation, cellular component: chromatin; nucleus. The transcript has 3 exons. Gene Ontology annotation, biological process: regulation of DNA-templated transcription.
AUGCUGUCGUCUCUGCUGGCUGCCAUCGAGAGCAGCAGCUCGGUUGAGAUCGCGACGGACGACUCCUCGAACCUCGCGUCGUCGAGCUCGACGCCCCCGACGACGGUCACCGACACCGACAGCCAACACUCGGACACCUCCAAGCACGAUGUCAUCACCGUCAUUGACGACUCGACCGUGGUCGCGAUAGCUCCGGCCCUGCCCGCGGCUGACGUGCCUUCGCCUCGCCGGCCCCAGCGCGCGCGGACAAGCCUGCCCGUCUACAACCUGGCCAAGCUCAGCGGCACCAGCGCGCAUGGCAAACGCCGGGCCAAGGGCGACAUCGUGGCCGACCGCAGGCGCCGCACCAUUGCGGGCAGCACUGUCACGCCGGGCGACGCCCCUGUUGAUGCGGCGCCGCGCGACACAUCGACCGCCGCCCCCAGCUCCAACCCUGACGCGUCGACGCUCCCGGCUUCUUCCAGCAGACGGAGCACGCCACGGGCGCAACGCAUGGCGCGGGCAUCGCCACGCUCGCUGCGGUCAACAGCGCGUGUUGCCGCUCCUAAUGGCAGCGCCAGCGCCAGCGCCAGCGCGACGCCGGUAUCGGCUGUUGCCGCCAAGCUCACCGUCACCUCCAAGCGCGGGCGCAAGACGGCCGGCGGCAUCGGGGUCGAAAAGGAAGUCCGCUUGACACGCGAGCUGCGGCGCCUGCAGGACACAAAGGAGUACAACCACAUCGACGACCGCCCCGUCAUCCACAGCGUCUGGUCCAACGGCAAGUACGUCGAUCCCAGCCAGGCAGCGGAGCCCCAGCCGGCGCGCAAGAAGGCGAGGGUCGAGGAGGCGGCGGAGAUCAAGGUCGAGGAAGUGGCGGUAGAGCCUGUCGCCCAGCCCAAGAAGAGGAGGGUUAAAAAGUACCUCAACAAGGGCCUCUACGCGGGGCAGGACACGCCCCAGGACAUCACUCGAGGGCUCACGGCGGCCGAGAAGAAACAGCUGGCGCAACUGCCCGAGCUCAUGCCACGCAGGGAGAACAAGGUCAUGCCCGCGCCCAUAUUCACGGGCUUCCGGAUCUUGUUGACCGGCCGCGACUUCAAGCUGCCGUUCCACGUCUGCAACCCGCUCCCGCCUGGCCAGCCGAAGCCGGACGAGUGGAAGAAGAUGACCAAGAAUCGGUUCAUUGGCGAGUCCAAGGAAGUCUGGAAAAAGAUGCCGCACAUCCUCGAUUAUCAGUCCAAGUGUGUAUGCAAGCCAGAGGACGGCUGCGGCGAGUCGUGCCAGAACAGAAUCAUGCUCUACGAGUGCGACGACACAAACUGCAACAUCGGCAAGGCGCGCUGCACGAAUCGAGCCUUUGCCGACCUGACAGCCCGGCGAGCCAGGGGCGGCAAGUACCGCGUGGGAGUCGAGGUCAUCAAGACGGCCGACCGCGGCUACGGCGUCCGCAGCAAUCGCUGCUUCAAGCCGCACCAGAUCAUCAUGGAGUAUGCGGGCGAGAUCAUCACCGAGGAGGAAUGCGAACGACGAAUGAACGAAGUCUACAAGAAUAACGAGUGCUACUACUUAAUGAGCUUUGACCAAAACAUGAUUAUUGAUGCCACCACGGGCAGUAUCGCCCGCUUUGUAAACCAUAGCUGCAACCCCAACUGCCGAAUGAUCAAGUGGAUCGUCUCGGGGCAGCCUAGAAUGGCUCUCUUUGCCGGCGACAGGCCCAUCAUGACCGGCGAGGAGCUCACGUAUGACUACAACUUUGACCCCUUUUCGGCCAAGAACGUCCAAAAGUGUCUCUGCGGUUCGCCCAACUGCCGAGGCGUGCUGGGGCCAAAGCCAAAGGGCGUCAAGCCGCCACCCAAGGAGGCUCCCCAGAGCGCCGCCAAGAGCAAGGGCAAGAGCAAGAGCAAGGGCGGCAAGCGGAAGCUCGGCGAGCUCUCGGGCAACGAGGAGAACGAAGAGCCGGGCGCCAAGACGAAGAAGCUCAAG